AUGACCGACAAAGAAAGCCUGUAUCGACGAGACAUGCUGUUGCAGACUCUCACUUUGACUUCCCUUGUGGUGUCAGUGUUAAGUCAUGGGCGAGUGUGGGAGCCCCCGGGCAGGGCUACCAUGUGGCGAGUCGGGUACAGCUCACGAGCUAACUAUGAUGAUAAUGGCCUUAACUGUGGGGGAUUUAGCAAACACUAUGGAGAAAAUAAGGGAAACUGUGGAGUGUGCGGCGACGACUUCAGCCUGGCGCCACCACGUCCCCACGAGCUCGGCGGGGUAUACGGCCAUGGCGCUAUUGUAGCCAAAUAUCUCUCGGGACAAAUCAUCGAAACCUCAGUCGAAAUAACCGCAUACCACAAAGGCCACUGGGAAUUCAAGAUCUGCCCCGAUCCAACUAACGAACUAGACCAGGCAUGCUUCGACAAAUACCCCCUAGAGAUGGAAAGUGGUGGCAAGAACUAUUACCCCCCGGGCGUCGGUACUUUUACCGUUAGAUACCGCUUACCAAUUGGCCUGUCUUGCGAACAUUGCAUUCUACAGUGGAGGUACGUAGCUGGAAACAAUUGGGGUAACUGUGGAAAUGGUACAAGCGGCUUGGGCUGUGGAGACCAAGAAAACUUCCUAGCCUGUUCGGACAUAACUAUUGAACCUGGAAUAAUUGAAGUAGACAGCAUGCCCGUAGAAAUAUCUUAAACACUCGAAAAUACAAUGC
Zerene cesonia (dogface butterfly) is the source of this 712-nucleotide messenger RNA. RefSeq lists its product as uncharacterized. The transcript has 3 exons. Bases 1 to 693 code for a protein of 230 amino acids. Lineage: Eukaryota; Metazoa; Arthropoda; Insecta; Lepidoptera; Pieridae. The record is from RefSeq and is a predicted model, not a curated record.